AUGAGCUGGUGGGCAAAGGAGGUGUCACUGACGUUUUGGAGAUCCGAUGCUGAACGGCAGAUCCAUUGCCCGGAAAAGACGAUGAAGAUCAUCUGCUACAAGUGCCAAUUGCAAUCCAGCUUCACGGCCAACCGGCAAGAUGCGGAGUAUAUCAAGGAAUUGAUGCAAAAGCUCAGAGACUUGCCCCUGACCACAAAUGAUUUGCUGACAGAACCGCUAUGUGUCAAUUGUUCCUCCCCACAUCCUAAUACUAACGAAAAACAAAUUUUGGCUGAACUGCAAAAGUCCCUCAGCGCGGCCCUGAUCUAUGAAAUGGGGAAAAGAAUUUGUUUUGAUCCACCACUUGAAAAUUUUGUCGAAAAAGUCAUCAACGAUUUCAAAACGAAUCAUGCCAAGCUUUUGGAAGAGCUUGGAUGCACCAGCCGCGCGUCUGAUGCUCGCGACCUGUUUCUACGUUCCAGAGACCAAAUUGAACAAUUCUCCGCCCUAACCAAAUCCCUAUUGGAGCACAUCGAUUCCUACAACCUUGAAAUCUCCACAUUUUUGCCGAACUCU
Messenger RNA from Mesorhabditis spiculigera, 555 nucleotides. Lineage: Eukaryota; Metazoa; Nematoda; Chromadorea; Rhabditida; Rhabditidae. The record is from the annotation of a GenBank genome assembly.